AGCAGUCGGCGGUGCUCGGAAACAGCCGCGGAACGCAGGGUUUGGCUGGCGCUGCGGCUGCAGAAUGGUCGGCGGCGGCGGUGGGAAGCGCAGGCCCGGCGGGGAGGGGCAACAGAGUGAAAAAACAGUUGAUGUAAAGAAGAGCAAAUCCUGUGAAGCUGAUGUCUCUAGUGACCUUCGGAAAGAAGUAGAAAACCAUUAUAAGCUUUCCCUUCCUGAAGAUUUCUAUCAUUUCUGGAAGUUCUGUGAAGAGCUUGAUCCUGAGAAGCCAGCUGAUUCACUUUCCACGAGCCUUGGACUUCGAUUAGUGGGUCCUUACGAUAUCCUUGCUGGAAAACACAAAGUGAAGAAAAAACCAACAGGCAUCAAUUUUAACCUUCACUGGAGGUUUUACUAUGAUCCUCCUGAGUUCCAGACCAUUAUUAUUGGAGAUAAUAAAACUCAGUACCACAUGGGGUAUUUCAGGGAUUCCCCUGAUGAACUUCCUGUAUAUGUUGGUAUAAAUGAAGCAAAGAAAAAUUGUGUAAUUGUUCAACAUGGGGAUAAUGUGUUUGCUGCAGUCAAAUUAUUUUUGAUGAAAAAGCUUAAAGAAGUAACAGAUAAAAAGAAGACUAGUCUCUUGAAAAACAUAGAUGACAAACUCACAGAAGCAGCCAGGGAGCUGGGAUAUUCACUGGAACAGAGAACCGUGAAGAUGAAACAGAGAGAUAAGAAAGUUGUGACAAAGACGUUUCAUGGAGCAGGCUUGGUAGUUCCAGUAGAUAAAAAUGAUGUUGGCUACAGAGAGCUCCCUGAAACAGAUGCUGACCUCAAGAGAAUUUGCAAGGCAAUUGUUGAGGCUGAAAGUGAUGAACAGAGAUUAAAAGCUUUUGCGCCCAUUCAGGAAAUGAUGACCUUUGUGCAGUUUGCCAAUGAUGAAUGUGAUUAUGGCAUGGGGCUUGAGCUGGGACUGGAUCUUUUUUGCUAUGGUUCACAUUAUUUUCAUAAAGUUGCUGGCCAGCUCUUACCUCUUGCAUAUAACCUGUUGAAGAGGAAUCUGUUCGCAGAAAUUAUAGAAGAUCAUCUGUCAAACAGAAGUACAGAGAAUGUAGACCAACUUGCGGCAUAAGUGAGAUUGGCUUUGAUGUAAAGCUUUACUGUAAAACUUAAUUUUUGUUCUUAAGGAAUACAGAAAAUAAACUGAUGGAAACUUUA
Molecule: messenger RNA, 1194 nt
Organism: Lepus europaeus (European hare)
Lineage: Eukaryota; Metazoa; Chordata; Mammalia; Lagomorpha; Leporidae
Product: histone PARylation factor 1
Exons: 8
Coding region: 65-1108 (347 amino acids)
Biological process (GO): DNA damage response; regulation of protein ADP-ribosylation
Cellular component (GO): nucleus
Molecular function (GO): histone binding; poly-ADP-D-ribose binding
Source: RefSeq, a predicted model, not a curated record